This is a messenger RNA of Alexandromys fortis (reed vole), 962 nucleotides long. It is a transcript of the gene Commd6, whose product is annotated as COMM domain containing 6. Bases 16 to 624 code for a protein of 202 amino acids. NCBI's taxonomy places the organism in Eukaryota, Metazoa, Chordata, Mammalia, Rodentia, Cricetidae. The record is from RefSeq and is a predicted model, not a curated record. The transcript is spliced from 4 exons. Gene Ontology annotation, molecular function: NF-kappaB binding.
AGCACACCAAGAGCCAUGCAAGGGGGUGUGGCCGCAUCUCAAAGCCUUUCCACAGGAUCCCUGACUGGAAUCGAAAGCGCCCAAGCACAGUCACUUUGCGCUUGCGCACAGACGAGCCCACUCCUUUCCCGACCGUGGGGGAGGCGACAUCCUGAGGGUUAUUCAUCCUCCACGAGGUUUCCUCCGCGUCCUUGGCCUUUCUCCCCACCGAUCCUUUCCUCAACUCAAGUGGGCUGGGCCGGAAGCGGAAGUGUCUGUGAGUUCCAGUCUGGCCAUGGAGGAGUCUCCGUUCAGGGAACCGGUGUUGGACGCCAAAUCCGAGGUACAUUCGGCCUGGGAGAAGGGGCUGGGGCGGACAGUGGUGCCGGGAAGGCUUUUCUCCGAACCGUGUUUCUGCUUCUGUUCCAGGUCACCUGCCAGCUUGUAGAUUUUCAGUGGAAACUGGGCAUGGCUGUGAGCUCUGACCGCUGCAGAUCCCUCAAGUACCCGUAUGUGGCAGUGAAGCUCAAAGUGGCAGAUCCUUCUGGCCAAGUAAACACCAAGUCCAUCGAAAUGACAAUCCCACAGUUUCAGAAUUUCUACAGACAAUUCAAAGAAAUUGCCGCUGUCAUUGAAACUGUGUGAGGACUGAUACCGAAGUAAUGGACUCUACCUUCCAGAAAAGAACUGCAUAUGGAUGAAAGAUAUUUAUGCAAUGAAAAGUGCACUUCUGGGGCUCAAUAGGUGGCUCAGAGGUUAAGAGCAGUGGUUGCUCUCCCAGAGGACUCAAGUUCAAUUCCUGGUAACCACAUGAUAACUUACAACUGCCUGUAACAUCAGGACCAGGGAAUCCUACACACUCCCACAGACGUCUCUGCAGGCAAAGACAAAUGGGUAGAAAACUAAAAAUUAAAAGAAUUUCACUUCCCAAUUUUUUUCCCAGUUUAAAAAAAAAUUGAUAAACUCAAAUUUUUCAGUGGUCA